GGGACAUUUGAUAGGAAUAAAAAAAAACUUCGAUUGCAUCAUUGAAUUUUUAAGAUAAACAAAUGACAAACUGGUUAAUCUCAUAGGGGGAAGAUGGAUUAUAAGUGAUUUCAGAUUCGACUUUUUUGUUAAAUGGUCAAGGUCGCAAAGAUCUUAAGUGCAACAUCGAAAGUUUGCUGUAGUUGGAAGCUUAUCCAGUCUUAUUCCUGACGUAACAGGAGUUUCUAAGAAGUUACGAAGCGCCGGGUGAGUGAAAUUCUGGCUUUGUAGGUUUUUCUUUCAACGAUUGUCAUAUUCACUUGAUGGUAUCAUUCUUGAGUGCGGUCUGAAAGUUUGUCCGCCAUGCAGCUCGUCGGUUUACUCUUACGUUUGAGUUUACAUGUUCGCCGCAGUCCUGCCAAAACCAAUCCUACGACGUGUUUGCUUAAAGAGCCUCGGGAUUAAGAUUAAGUGUUAUCCACGUAAAUUAUAAGUAGCAUUAUUAGCUUUGUGUUGAUAAAAGGUUAAUAUUAACGGAGAAAAACCCUCUCCCGUUGCAUGUUUCACACCUAAACUUGUUCUUUAUAACGGGUAGUAUAUUUCGUUCGACUGUCAGAGAUUCCACUGAUACAAAAGCUGGUCAACAUAACGAAAUCAGUCGGCCUUCAGUUGCAAGGCCAGCUUUACCAAAAAAUGAUUUCAUAUUUACUAACUUGAUGGUUGCCUUUGUCCCCUUAUUUCGGCUUUCACGGUCCCCAUGACCUUGAUAUGAAAAAGCAAUGAAAAGCACCGAAGCCUUGACCUUGGCUACAAUGAAAAUUGGAGGGAAAUUUACCGUGCGUGACUGAAUCGCUGCAUUGUUGAUCAGUUGUCAAUUCUGUUAAAGUACCGAGUUCUUAGUCAGUGAAGAACUGCUGUUCAUUUGCCAAAACUAACUUUUAAAUUUUAACUUAAUUUGAAUUCUUAGCUUAUGCCCCAUUCACACCAAAGCUUAAACAUGUUUAAAAGUUGUUUUGUUAAACACAGUUUAAUUUUUUUUUUCUUCAUAGAAACUAUUUAACCGAAUAUUUUUGACUUGAAUGUAGCACAUUGGAAAUGCCGUAGUCCAAGUUUUUCAGUACUCUGUUUAUAAUUUUCAUUCAAUGAAAACCAGUUUAACAAAACAUGUUUUGCUGGUGUGAAUGGGGUAUUACUCUUCCGUAGUCCUUCAGUGCCUUACAAGCUAUAAGCAACUCAUCACUUACGUAACAAGGGUGAUCGUGCCUCAUCAUGCUUUGAGUUAAACGAAUGGACUUUCUUAUUUAAGAAAAUAUUUUUAUGUUCAGUGUAUUCUUUUAACACGCGUACGAUUAAUUUUUGUAUUCCAAUGGGUCUAUGGUAUAUCAGGUGAGCCCUUCCCACACCCCUCUAUAUACCAUAUACGGCGGUGACUUCCUUUGCUAUAAAUAAACUGACGCCAAACAAUAAACAAUGAUAUCAAAAUUCGUGCAACAUAAUCCAACAAAAUUAUUCAAUCUUUCUUUCAACCCACUUACGCGUGUCAUGAUUAUUUCCCUAUUUCGUUUUCAUUUUUAGGCCUUCAUUUGCAGCUGAAAUAUCAAGAGUUUCCUGCAGUCAGUGACAGUGACAUUUAACUGCAAGAACUAACAGGGAAGCUUAUAAAAUGUGUGAUAAAUUGAAGCACAAGAUCGUUAAAAGCGAAGCAAAACCAGAUAAAGUCACGACAGUCGAACUUCAUGUAGACGAAGAUUGUCCUGAUGGCGGGUACGGUUGGAUCAUUUGUAUGGCUGCUGCCAUCAUUCAGUUCAUUAUCCUGGGUAUUCAUAACAACUUUGGAAUUCUCUACACCUCUUUGAUAAGCGAUCUUCAUUUUAAACCUUCAGAUGCAGGUAAAAAUUUCAAUUUUCAAAGAUUUACAGGGGAACUGACUGAUUAGUUGUUCAGAAAUUUUGUCGGGUAAUCCGGGUUAUGAUUGCACGCAAAACAAAAAUUAUUCUGCGCCUUCGAGACGAAGGGUUCUCUUCUCUUUUAUAUAUUAUUUUCAAUACUAUAUUUGCGUCGUACGCGAAUGAACUUGUUCAUCAAGGGAAAGUCUGUCUCUACGGGGCGCCAAGAGCGAGUGAAUUAUUAAGCCGUUUUUAUUUACAUCUAUCGAAAGAGUCAACUCGAAGAUUUUUCUAUCAUAGUUAGAAAAAUGUUGUCGUUUAGGAAAGGAAAUAAAUUGAAGUAGAAAAGGGGUUGUACAUUUUUUUUCUACAUGGCGAUCCGUUAUUUGAGACCUCUAGUGAAUAUAAAUUUUCUACUUACGUAACAUAUUAAUAAGUUACUUGUAUCGUCGGGAAAACCCUAUGCCCAGUAAAGAUAAACGCUCAGGUGGCGUGAUCAAUGUAUAUUCCACAUUCGUUACCUCUGCCUUCUUCUUAGGCCUCUCUGGGUAUACAAGGCAAUAUUUGUUAUCUACCAUAGAUUCUUAAGUAGCGUUACUUCAUUUCAAUUUAUCGGUGAACUGCAAUUUGCAAGAAAAACAAAGGUCACAACAACUCGUGAUUUCUUUAAGGUCUCAAAGUCGAUAAAUCUGGUUAGUGCUUUUUUGCAGUCACGACUGAAAGGAUAUGCUUGAAUUUCGGUGAUUGACCUGACUUGUUAAUUACCAUAUUCGCCAUAUCCAAUUGAAUUUUAACGGGAAAGAGUAUAGAGCAAUGUUUAAUUUUGAAAAUUCUUCGGUCCAGACUAGGAUGAAGAGGCCGGUCAUGCGCGAUCCAACGUCAUUGAUCAGUUUUCUUGUGAAAGUUUACUCGACAAAUGUUCUGUGUUAGGGCCAAGUUGCUGAGUCACUAUAGUCAUGUGCCAUGUUUUGGUUUGAUCUGACUAGCAUAAUCCCACAAUUAUUUUCAAAACUGUGCGCCAAUUUAGACAAAUUAAGUGAAACAAUCAUUUUUGCCGUCGUUCGUGAAGUUUGGCUGUGUGUAUUGGAAGAACUUAGGCAUGAAGCAACGAAGGAUAAAAGGUUUAAGUGCGUAGUCUGUGAUUAAAGAGUCACCGCGCUAAUAACACUUCACUCCCUACUCUUUAGCUUGGAUUGGUUCCAUUGCGUUUGGGAUGAACUUCCUCUGUGGUCCAAUCACCAGCAGCUUAUGUCAGAGAUACGGCAUUCGUUUGGUGGCGGCGGCUGGAGGUUUUUUUGCUUCCCUGGGCCUCUUCCUAACGUCAUUCACUAACAGCCUCUACGUCAUUUACCUCACUUACAGUUUCCUUUGGGGCUUUGGCUCCAGUCUAAACUAUGCUCCAACUAUGCUUGUAUUGGGUAAGUAAGAGAUCUGUGGCUCAAAUGAAAGUUUUUACAUGAGAAAGCCAACAACAGGCACUGCAUCGCUGCAUUCUCUUUUCACAACUGUUAACUUUCAUAAGAGGCCAUGAAAUCGAAAGGUUGGAGAUAGGAUAGUCUGAAAGCUUUCUUCAUUUUCUAUUUACUUCUCCAGGUCAAUAUUUCAAAAGGUAUCUUCCAUUAGCAAACGGAAUAGUUACAGCUGGAAGUGGUGUCGGCACCUUAGCAAUGGGACCAUUGUUUCAUGUCAUUCUCUCAUCAAUGGGCUGGAAAAAAAUGCUCAGGAUUUUCUCUGGUUUAGGAAUUGUCAUGCUCAUAUGCGCUCUGCUUUACCGUCCCCUCCCUGCUAAGUAUAAACGUGCUCAAAAACAGCCUGAAAAGAAGACGAAGUUGUUUGACUUUUCUGUGUGGAAAAUGAAGUCAUUUGUGUUCUGGGUGAUCUCCAUGUCUCUCUUGUUUAUUGGCUAUUUUGUUCCGUUUAUUCAUUUGGUAAGUUCGGCAAUUUUUAUUAUAAUAAAAUCUUAUAGUUGAAUCUAUUUCGACAGCAAUUCAGAUGAUGCAAAGGUCUUUACUUGCGUUGGGGUUUUAUUGUUUCACUGAAGUGAAACCUUAUGAGACUUCGAGAUUCUGAAGCUGAUGAAAGAACCUUUUUAUCGUGCUCUUGAUUUGUUGCUCGUGCUAACUUUCAUCAUUUAUUUUGAAUAACGCUGAAUUACAGUGGUUUAGGUUAAGCGAUAAAAGGGAACUCGGUAACCGCAUAUUGACUCAAAUAACGUGAAUGAUCAUUUCCUUAGAAGGUCAAAUACAAAUUUAAAUCAUACAACAGUGUGACAAACAAAAACAGAAAGCUUAAACCGAUCGGACUAUUUUGCUUAAAACAGCAAUUGUAUGUGUAAGUUUUGCAGUGAGAAGAAUUCCAUUCAGUCUACUUGGGCUUAAUACUUUGACACUUAAACAAACAUUCUACGUUUCUUUCUUUAAGCCCAAUCACGCAAAAAAUCUUGGAGUGCCUGGUUAUCAGUCCUCUCUGCUGGUCGGUUAUUUGUCUGUCGCCUCUACCGUAUCACGGGUUCUAUUUGGUCUUAUUCUUAAUCAUCCCAGAGUGAACCGCUUUUACGUGUUACAGGUAUUACUUGCACUUCUCUCUUUUAUUUUAAUUUUCAGCAGCACACUUUCGAUUAAUUUGGACGAUAUCCAGGGUACUGGAUCGAGCCCAUGAACUCGACGCUAGCUCGAGUUCCUGAGUUCAACUCUUGCUAGUUGAUACCAAAUUUAAACAUCUGAAUGAAAUCUUGUAUUCGCUUUUAGCUCUGUUUCCUCAUGAUGUCAGUGACCACCACUUUAUGUCCCCUUGCACGAGAUUAUACUGGUCUCAUUCUCUAUGCAGUAGGAUUUGGAGCAUUUGAUGGUUGCUUCGUUCUGUUGAUUGCUAUCACUACAAGUGAUAUAGUUGGAGCUGGAAAACUCCCUGAAGCUUUAGGAGGCUUAUAUGGGGUUAUCUCCAUUCCAAUGAUAUGUGGUUCGCCGCUUGCAGGUUUGUACAUGUUACUAAUAGGGGAGGGGGGGAAUGGAUUACAGGAACACUUAUGUGGCAUUUAUGCCGGUUUGUUACUAAUAGGGGGGGGGGGGAUGGAUUAUAGGAACACAUAUGUGGCAUUUAUGUGGGUUUGUUACUAAUAGGGGAGGGGGGGUGGAUUAUAGGAACACAUAUGUGGCAUUUAUGUGGGUUUGUUACUAAUAGGGGAGGGGGGAUGGAUUAUAGGAACACAUAUGUGGCAUUUAUGUGGGUUUGUUACUAAUAGGGGAGGGGGGGUGGAUUAUAGGAACACAUAUGUGGCAUUUAUGUGGGUUUGUUACUUACAGGGGAGGGGGGUGGAUUAUAGGAACACAUAUGUGGCAUUUAUGUGGGUAUUAUAGGAACAUAUGUGGCAUUUAUGUGGGUUUGUUACUAAUAGGGGAGGGGGGGGUGGAUUAUAGGAACACAUAUGUGGCAUUUAUGUGGGUUUGUUACUAAUAGGGGGGGGAUGGAUUAUAGGAACACAUAUGUGGCAUUUAUGUGGGUUUGUUACUAAUAGGGGAUGGAUUAUAGGAACACAUAUGUAGCAUUUAUGUGGGUUUGUUACUAAUAGGGGAGGGGGGGUGGAUUAUAGGAACACAUAUGUGGCAUUUAUGUGGGUUUGUUACUAAUAGGGGAGGGGGGAUGGAUUAUAGGAAUAUGUGGCAUUUAUGUGGGCUUUUUUCUUUGAAACUCUCCUUUCCACGCUUACUCUAAUGGACUAAUCUAAUGGACUAAUCUAAUGGACUACUCUAAUGGGCAGCGAACCCGACAUGUUAGAUCUUUUUGGGAAGAUUCUUACAAUUUUUUUGUUCGUUUCUUUCCAAGGGUUAAUUUUCCAAGUAACUGGCUCAUAUCAGAAUGCGUUCUUCGUUGCUGGUGGAGCAAUAGCGUUAGGUACUUGUACCUUGUCUCUAAUCCCACUCUUCAUGACGCGGGACGCACAUGAAGAGAUACCUACUGUUCGUGUCGAGCUUUGUGCAGAUCAUGUAGAAAAAGAAGACAAAAGUCAAGACAUUCUGGACAUAGUUUAUCACUCUUCGGGAAAACAAAGGAACUCUGGUUUUCUUUACGACACGAGUAAUUUUGCACUCAGGCGCUCUUUGUCAUGCUUGGCUCUUAGCAGGAUCGGGGAAUCCGUCUGUGGAACACAGUGUAUACUGGAAAUGCUUGAAAGAGAGUCCAAUGUAUAACGAACAAUGUAUUUGUCUUUUGAUUCAACGUUCAGUCACCAUCAACCUCAGGAGUAAUUAAGUAUCGAUCGGGAACGCGUGCGCUGAAUCUACAACGCCAUUUUUACAAUUCGUUGAUUCGCAAAAUGUAAGGGGAAUUCUCAAGAUUUUAACAUGCAUAUAGGAGCUACGUAAAUGUUUAUAUUUCAUGUUGAAAAAGUUACUUAUUACACCCUAGUAGGGUAAAAUGAAAAAAAAAAUUUACAAACAUAAUGCAUGCAUUACAACUGGUUUGAAACUUUUGAUCUGACGUUUAGUAUUUUGCACAACACAACUUUAAAACAGUGGUCACACGUGUGCAAAAAGAUUUAAUCACUGGCUUUAAAGUGAUCUGCGGGUAACAGGGAAACCGGUACUUCGAUUUUGUGGAUGAAAUCUAUAGGAUGAUCGUGCGUCGAUCGGUGAAAUAACUUGCUGACCACUUGGCCGAGGGGAAUUGGGUUCAAGGGGGCGGCGAGUCUUUCCAAUUCGGGACGAAUUUGAGCAUAUCGUUAAGAAGAUUAGGUGGGUGUUUAGCGCUAAAACUUUAUAACUUUCUGAUUAGCCAGAGAAAAUAAAAGACAGCCACCAAGAGUAAAGAAAGCAUUCAUUUCCAUGAUUCAACGGCAAAAAGACUUAAAAAACUUUUCUUGGCAAUAUUCUAUAAGCUCUUUGUUUUCCGGCAAGUCCCUCCCUGGACAACUGGAAUCUAUAAAAAAGCAAUGGUUCCCUCAAAAAGGGAACUGAAGCUAUAAGGGCUAAUCUAAGCCACCGAAGC
Molecule: messenger RNA, 6848 nt
Organism: Pocillopora meandrina
Lineage: Eukaryota; Metazoa; Cnidaria; Anthozoa; Scleractinia; Pocilloporidae
Source: the annotation of a GenBank genome assembly